Heterocephalus glaber (naked mole-rat) is the source of this 2558-nucleotide messenger RNA. RefSeq names its product forkhead box L3 (gene Foxl3). Gene Ontology annotation, molecular function: RNA polymerase II cis-regulatory region sequence-specific DNA binding; DNA-binding transcription factor activity, RNA polymerase II-specific. Gene Ontology annotation, biological process: cell differentiation; regulation of transcription by RNA polymerase II; anatomical structure morphogenesis. The record is from RefSeq and is a predicted model, not a curated record. Lineage: Eukaryota; Metazoa; Chordata; Mammalia; Rodentia; Bathyergidae.
CCGCGGGCAGCGCGGAGAAGUUGCCGCGAUGUUCGACAGCUCGCAGUACCCCUACAACUGCUUCAACGACCACGACGACGACUACCCGGCCGGCAGCUCGGACGAGGAGAAGCGGCUCACGCGGCCCGCGUACAGCUACAUCGCGCUCAUCGCCAUGGCCAUCCAGCAGAGCCCCGCGGGCAGGGUGACACUGUCGGGCAUCUACGACUUCAUCAUGCGCAAGUUCCCCUACUACCGCGCCAACCAGCGCGCCUGGCAGAACUCCAUCCGCCACAACCUGUCGCUCAACAGCUGCUUCGUCAAGGUGCCGCGGACCGAGGGCCACGACAAGGGCAAGGGCAACUACUGGACGUUCGCGGGCGGCUGCGAGUCGCUGCUCGACCUAUUUGAGAACGGGAACUUCCGGCGUCGGCGACGGCGACGCGGCCCCCGGCGGGAAGGGACCAAGGCAGGACGCGCAGAAGGACCCCCGGGUCCCUCGGAGCCCGCCUUGGACCACGCCCCCUGCCGCCAACCCGUGGCACCACCCGCCGGCCCCGCGGCCCUGGGGAAUGACAGCCGCGGGGAAAUCAAGUUCAGCAUCGACUACAUCCUGUCUGCACCAGACCCCUUCCCCGGGUUCGCGUCACCCUGUCACGCGCAGGAGGGCAGAGGCCCUUCGCUGGAGCCCCAGCAAAUGAGUCUCUGCUUUUGAGCAGUGUGAGCCCGGGCUGAGGCCAAAGCUGCAGAAUCAGCCUGGGGUCCAGAACCUCCCCUGGAAGCAGACUUCAGCCCCCCUGGAACCAAGACGCUCCCGUAUCCCUGUCUUCAGACUCCUUCCCAGUUGAUACCCCAGGGUGAGGGGACCCAGGAGACUGUCUCGUAAGAGGUAUUUACUGUGACACUGAAACCUUAUUAUGCAUUCAGAGAAAGUUCCUUACAGGGUACCCACUUGGCUCCAGCCUGACUUCGGGGUUUGCUGUGGAUUCGUGGAGCACCUCUCUGAGGAGUAAAACCAAGAAACUGUUCCCCAGAGUUGGGACGAAUUUCCUUCCAGGUACUGUGAGAUGUGGCUGCAUGGACAGCCUGUCCCAAAGUUGUUGGUGUGCCCAGUAAGCAGCUAGCACCUUCUGGCUAGCACCUUCUGUAUGCAUAAAGCUAACAACAAACGUGAGACAAGCAUUCAUUGGUCCACGAAGAGCGGUUACUCCCAGGUUUAGGAUGGGGUCCCUGUUUGUAUGAUGUGGUCUAUGGGAAGAGAUGAACCUAUCCUGUGCAUUGGCAGAAUGUUUUCGGUAACAAUUUUCAAAGUCCCUUGCAGUUUUUAUACAGGAAAGAAGGAAGGGUGGGAAGGAGGGGCCCAAAUUUGGAGGGACACUGGGGUAAAGUCUAGUCUUGGUGGUUCUGAAACGGGAGUAGGCUCCCAUUCAGCCUGGGCUGUUUCUUGAACAAGCGGGUGCCCUAGCAGGCUGUUGCCAGCACUGCUAUACAAAGGUGCAGGUUCGUGAGCAGCCAAAGUAAGUAUACUCCAUUUGAAAUGUAAAUGAUUUAAUUACUUCGUAGAGUGGAGCAGUUAGACGGGCAGUUUUAAAAACACAAUUGCACACAGUGAAACUAUUUGACCAACCUUAUCAUUUUUCACAAGCCCAUUUUUGCAGAGUUAAUUGCUUUCCGUGACUUAAUUUGAACAUUAGUAUGGAUUACACCUAAUCUGAUUCGCUAGGUGACAAAGAUUGGUUAAUUCGGUGAGCGACAAAAACAUACCUAACGAGGCUGUCUGUCUGGAUUGGAAACUACUGUCUUGCUUUAUUGGACUCUUAAAAACAGGCUGGGUAUGUCGGAAGGAGGGCAGGCAGCAGAGACAGGCGGGAGCCAAGCAGAGACCCACUUGGCCCUGGUAGCAUUUCUAUUCAGAAGGCCUGACAUUUCACUAACUCCAAGUAUUCCUUUGUUCAUCUACCCUGUAAAUAGAGAUUCUGCAUGUUUCUUUCAUCAUUUUGGAAAGAGGGAAGAAGACAUUCCUAACAAAUGCUUGAUAAAGGGAGGGUGAGAUGUCCAUUCCCUGGUUUCCAGGCCCAGCCUGUGCUGAAAGCCACCCCUGGGUCUUCAGGAGAAGGGGCAGCUUCCAUGCUGCUUGCUGAUAGCAGAAAUGAGAGGGUGCAGACACCUCUCCUUUGCAAAUGCCAGCUGCUCGUUUCCAGAACUCUUUGCUGGGAACAUGCCAGCUCUCUGGUGGGCUCCCUGUGCCAGCUAAGCACGUCUGUGGCCCACCUGCCAGCCCUGGGGGUGGCUGCUGCCACUCUGUGCCCAUUUUACGGACGGGGUCUGCAGAGCUCCUUGCUCUGUGGUGCUUGUGCAGGGUGUCAGACGGCCACAUGCGUGUGUGUGUGUGUGUGUGUGCGCGCACGCGCACGUGUCUGUCCUGUGUGUGUUGUGUUUGUCUGCAGUCCUACUUAUGUCCCUUGAUCAGAUAUGCUAAAACCAUCGUGCUAAAUUAUACUAGACAUGAUUUAGAUGGUGAUGAGAUGCACAUAGUACUAUACAUAGAUGUAUGGCACAGGGACUGUCCAAAGAUAUAU